AAGUCAUUUGUAAAUCAAAAAUUAACUGAACAAGUUCAUCAAAAUGUAUUUUCUGCUGUUCCUAAUAGUUUUUACUUCUAUUGAUUCAAAUUCAGCUCAGUCCUUCAAUGCAACAGCUUUCUGCACUAGUAUCAAUGGAAAUGGAUUAUAUCCAUAUGAAAACAGCUACAAUUGUUCUCAAUACGUAAAGUGUUAUUCAUAUGAUGGAACUAGAAUAUUAGGUUGGGUAUACAAGUGUCCAGGAACAACAUUAUUUAAUCCAAUAGCUUCAUAUUGUCAGGAUGCAUAUACUUGUAUACCACCGUCUACAACAACAUCAACGACACAAUCUACCACGACUAGUACGACCAGCAUCACCAUGACAAUGUCAACAACGACAAAAAAUCCACCACCGUUCAAUGCCACAGCCUUUUGCUCUACUCAAAAUCGAGGAUAUUAUCCUUAUCCAACUGGAUGUGUUAAAUAUAUCAAUUGUUACUUUUAUGAUGGCAUUACUAUGCUUGGUUCAGUGCUCACAUGUCUUGGAACUACGGCAUUUAAUCCUACAUCAAGCACUUUGGCAAACAGUUAUUAUCCUUAUCCAGGAACUACAAACUGCACGCAGUAUAUAAAAUGUUUUUCAAAUGGAGUAAGUAUGGUUGGAGUAGUUUAUACGUGUGUAGGAACCACAUUGUUCAAUCCAGACCUUUUAUACUGCCAAAGUGGAUAUGUAUGUAUUCCGGCAACCACUUCGACGACCGUUCUUCCCACGACAACAGUUUCUGUGACUUCGACAACUGUUGCUCCUACAACAACAGUUGCAGCAACUGCGACAACGACCGUUGCUCCCACAACAACAGUUUCUGUGACUUCAACGACAACUGUUGCUCCUACAACAACAGUUGCAGCAUUCAAUGCAAAUUCAUAUUGUAGCGCUUUGGCAAACAGUAAUUAUCCAUAUCCAGGAACCACAAACUGCACACAGUAUGUAAAAUGUUUUUCAAAUGGAGUAAGUAUGGUUGGAGUAGUUUAUACGUGUGUUGGAACCACAUUGUUCAAUCCAGAUCUUUUAUACUGCCAAAGUGGAUAUGUAUGUAUUCCGACAACCACUUCGACGACUGUUGCUCCCACAACAACAGCUGCAGCAACUGCGACAACGACCGUUGCUCCCACAACAACAGUUUCUGUGACUUCAAAGACAACUGUUGCUCCUACAACAACAGUUGCAGCAUUCAAUGCAAAUUCAUAUUGUAGCGCUUUGGCAAACAGUAAUUAUCCAUAUCCAGGAACCACAAACUGCACACAGUACGUAAAAUGUUUUUCAAAUGGAGUAAGUAUGGUUGGAGUAGUUUAUACGUGUGUUGGAACCACAUUGUUCAAUCCAGACCUUUUAUACUGCCAAAGUGGAUAUGUAUGUAUUCCGACAACCACUUCGACGACUGUUGCUCCCACAACAACAGCUGCAGCAACUGCGACAACGACCGUUGCUCCCACAACAACAGUUUCUGUGACUUCAACGGCAACUGUUGCUCCUACAACAACAGUUGCAGCAUUCAAUGCAAAUUCAUAUUGUAGCGCUUUGGCAAACAGUAAUUAUCCAUAUCCUGGAACCACAAACUGCACACAGUAUGUGAAAUGUUUUUUAAAUGGAGUAAAUAUGGUUGGAGUAGUUUAUACAUGUGUUGGAACCACAUUGUUCAAUCCAGCCUUACUAUACUGUCAAAGUGGAUAUGUAUGUAUUCCGGAAACCACUUCGACGACUGUUGCUCCCACAACAACAGUUUCAGUGACUUCUACAACGACCAUUGCUCCUACAACAACAGAAACAAUACUACAAACAACGACCGAAACAGUUCUAGACACGACGACAGAAAAAAUUCUAGAUACAACAACCGAAACAGUUCUAGAUCCGACAACAGAAACAGUUCUAGAUACAACAACGGAAACAGUUCCAGACACAACAACAGAAACAGUUCUAGAAACAACAACAGAAACAGUUCUAGAAACAACGACAGAAACAGUUCUAGAAACAACGACUGCAACUUCUGCUUUCGAUGCUAAUACUUUCUAAGAAAUUAUAAUUGAUCAAGGAAUGGAAUAUAAACGUUUAAUAUGUUCAGUCAUUCGUGAUUUUGAUUUUCUUGAUGAGAUUGUGGAUGGAAAGAUGUGGGAUUCGCUGGAUUUACUGCUUAUAUGUUUUGUGUGA
This is a messenger RNA of Chironomus riparius, 2185 nucleotides long. Lineage: Eukaryota; Metazoa; Arthropoda; Insecta; Diptera; Chironomidae. The record is from the annotation of a GenBank genome assembly.